GUCGAAAGUCCUGACCGAUUCUUCGAUCGAAGCAGAUGUUGUAACCGCCACCUCUGUCAUCAGUGCGUGUGAACGCGGAAGUGUGUGGCAAGGUGCUGUUCUGAUAUCACAGAACAUGAAUCAUUGCAGCCUUCCGCCUGACAUUGUUUCUCGUGGUGCGACGCUUAGUGCUUGCGAGAAGGGCUGCCAAUGGACCUUGGCAUUCCAGAUUGGAAGCAGCAUUUACAGAUCUGUGCCCACGAAUUCGCAUGUUCACAACUCUUGUCUGUCUGCUGGUGCACGAGCCACGGAAUGGCAGACUGUGCUUCACAUGAUGCAGGCAUUGCGGCAUAAGUGCGGGCAGCCGGACAUUCUCAGUCAUAGCUCGACCCUGCAUGCAUUCGAUGUUGGUUUAAGAUGGCAGCAUGCCUUGCAUGCCUUUUCUCAUAUGCAGACAUAUGGGCCGCAACCAAAUGUUGUGAGUGCUUCCUCGGCGAUAAGUGCAGCAUCCGCCGUCCCGAGGGGUGGAGCAUGGGCUUUGCAAGCAUUGACACAACUGGGCACGAGCAGACUUCAGGCAAACACGAUCUGCUGCAAUGCAGCAGUUUCUGCAUGCGCAGCUUCUUCGCUGUGGGAAGGAGGCAUUCACGUGUUCAAAGGCAUGCUAUGCCGUGGACCAACCCCAACCAUGGUGACGCAUGGAGCCCUUAUGGCAGUUGUGGAAGGAGUGGGCAAGUGGCCUGAUGUGCUGCACCUUCUGGCAAGUGGGCAACGACUCGGCCUUCAGCCGACACUCGUGACAUGCGCAACUUCUCUGGCUGCCUGCCGUUGUGGCCGCCGGGCCUGGACUCGCGCGGUGCAGCUCUUCGGUUCUCAUUUUGAGGGCCAUGGCCCCUGUGGCCGUUGGCCGACGCUUGUUGUUGCAAAUGCUUUUCUGGGAGCUUUAUCCACCUUUAGCCAGUGGCGAACGGUCGCCAAAGUCCUCGAGGACCUGGGCAUGUGGAGGCUUCAGCCAGAUCAUCACACACUCGCCAGCGCGGCUUCGUCUCCCUCUCGUGACACAGGUGUUUGGAUGCAGACGGUGAGUCUUUUCCAGAAUUUCGGCAUGCAGCCCGACUACUCCAGCUUGGAAUCUUUGCUCUCGAUAUGUGAGUGCCAACCUUCAAGCUGCUCGUACCCGAACCAGAAAAGCACGGGCAGCGAACGAACGGCCCUGCUUCUCCUACACAUGCUUCAGGCUUCUGCAACACGCGCGCUGGCCCAAGUGCUCAUUGACUGCCACUCGCAGUCCUGA
Molecule: messenger RNA, 1273 nt
Organism: Symbiodinium sp. CCMP2456
Lineage: Eukaryota; Dinophyceae; Suessiales; Symbiodiniaceae
Source: the annotation of a GenBank genome assembly